AUGGAGGAGGGCGGCCAGAGCCCCCGGGAGGAGGCGGCCGAGCCGCAGGAGUCUGGCGGCGACGCGGAGCCCGGCGGCGGCGGGCGGAGGGGUCUGCUGCUUCCCCCCGGUGACCCCCCGCACCCCCACCCGCACCCUCACCGCAUCACCAACUUCUUCAUCGACAACAUCCUGAGGCCCGAGUUCGGGCGGAGGAAGGAGGCGGGAGGCUCCGGCGGAGAACCCCGGCGGCCCGGCGCGGAAAGCCGCCGAAGCCCCGCCGCGGCGCCGGGCCCCGGGGCUCCGCUCCCCGGCGGCGGGGCAGGCUCGCCGGGCCGGGGGGAGGGCGGCCCCGCCGGGCUGGCCGUGCACGGAACCGCCAAGAAAGGGGGGGACCCCGCGGCGCUGGAGGCGGCUCUGAAAGCGCGGGGGUUGAGCGGCGGCGACCUGUCGGUGAGCUCGGACUCGGAUAGCUCCCAGGCCAGCUCCAACGCCGGGAACCAGCCCAUGCUCUGGCCCGCCUGGGUUUACUGCACGCGGUACUCGGACCGACCCUCCUCAGGUCCCCGCUCCCGCAAACCAAAGAAGAAGAACCCCAACAAGGAGGACAAGCGGCCACGCACCGCCUUCACCGCCGAGCAGCUGCAGAGACUCAAGGCCGAGUUCCAGACGAACCGGUACCUGACAGAGCAGCGGCGGCAAAGCCUGGCCCAAGAGCUGGGGCUGAACGAGUCUCAGAUUAAAAUCUGGUUCCAGAAUAAACGAGCCAAGAUCAAGAAGGCGACGGGCAGCAAGAACUCCCUGGCAGUGCACCUCAUGGCCCAGGGGCUCUACAACCACUCCACCACGUCGAAAGACGGCAAGUCGGACAGUGAAUAG
Calypte anna (Anna's hummingbird) is the source of this 858-nucleotide messenger RNA. It is a transcript of the gene EN2, whose product is annotated as engrailed homeobox 2. Gene Ontology annotation, molecular function: RNA polymerase II cis-regulatory region sequence-specific DNA binding; DNA-binding transcription factor activity, RNA polymerase II-specific. Gene Ontology annotation, biological process: multicellular organism development; regulation of transcription by RNA polymerase II; neuron differentiation. The transcript has 2 exons. Gene Ontology annotation, cellular component: nucleus. The record is from RefSeq and is a predicted model, not a curated record. NCBI's taxonomy places the organism in Eukaryota, Metazoa, Chordata, Aves, Apodiformes, Trochilidae. Bases 1 to 858 code for a protein of 285 amino acids.